AUGCCAGCUCUCAUUGCUGAUUAUACGGAAGAAGAAUGCAUGCUUCCAAUGCCUUCAUCCCAUUACCAGGAACUUUAUCAAUUGCUCUCUGAUAAAGAAGAAUGGAACUGGAAGUUCCUAAGGAUCAAAAUGAAUGAUCCAGGCACAUCAGAAGGCAAGUUGAUUGGGACGAUGCUACAUCAAACCAGAAAGACCUAUGAUAAAGUUUGCGAUGAGAAUUGGAAGAAUCGAUCCAUGAUUGAAGUGCACCAACACCAGCAUGUCAAGUUGGUUAAAAGUUCUCUUUGGAGUGGUGACUUUGGUCUUGCAACCAACAAUACUCGCAUUGUUGCGGUUCUAUUUUCCCACCUCCCCAAACCAGAGAUCAUUCAAAAAGUCAAAACAACGAUAAAACGAAUGAUAAAUUCCAAACGAUCUGCGGAGCAUUUUAUCGAGAACUUGAUUGAGGAGACACGGCAGGAGAUGGGCAUUGAGAUGCUGAAAAAACUCUCCUUUUCUCGUGAAGGCCGCUGGUUCAAGGAUCCAGAAAGACGUAUGAAGACAGUUGUGGAUGUGGUGGCUCAUCUUACAAAGAAAGACUACAAGAACCCUCGUCAUGCAUUGGACCGCCUUGUCCAAUGGCACAAGGAUAUCCCUGCAAACAACCGGGCACGACUUGAAACCUAUAAGUGGGUCCUAGAUCUUGUGAUGCCCGAGACUCCAAAGGAAGCUGAGGUUCGCCUGGACAAGGAGCGCAUAGCCAAGAAGAAGGCAGAGGCAGCCAAGAAGAAAGCUGAAAAGGUGGCACAGGCAGCACAAGGUGGAAAACGCAAGCGUGGUGAUCACGACAUGGCAGAGUCGGAAGAAGUGGAGUCUGAUACAGCUAAAAGGGCUGCAAACAAUGACUCCCAGGGUGAAGAUGCCACGGCCAAUGCUACCACAAUCACAACAACAACUACCACUGUGGUAACUCGUCCAGUUGGCACCCCAACCAUCGCAGCUCCAGCCAAACCCACACAGCCACGGCCCACAGCUGCUGCACUGGCCGCUGCUGCCCCCCCGGAGCCUGCGGCUGAAGCUGACCCAGACGAACCACAACCAAAGACGUAUGUGGACUUUGCCAAAAUCGAUAUUGUUGAUCUCACCGCCGAAGAAGACCAGAUUACUGCUACUACCAAAAAGCAUGCAGAUGCCAUAUUGCAACGAUCUCCCUUUGCAGGACCCAAUCCCAAAAAAACAGGUUCUACAACCUAUCUCAAACCUGCUGAUGAUGCUUGGAUUGCGGCCCAUGUGUACAAGUUUCAAUUGGCUAAUCAUCUGGCAACUGACUUGGCUGUGAAAUAUGGCCUCCAAGCAGGCAAAAGGAUGAAAAAGGAUUUGAGGGUUAAGCGUGCCGCAGCAGCUACCCGGAAGCUUGGGUUUCUCGGUAAACGGGAACGAGGAGACCCCCCUUUGAAAAUCGAACAUAUCAACAACAGCGUCAGCAUGUGGUUGCAUGAGUUGCAGCAACCUUCCUUUGUGCCAACCAUGGUGUUUUUGGAGUCGGUGCUAGGACAGAACUGUGUGGGAGUAGAGGCACUAAGGCUGAACUACAAAAAGGCACUCUCUGCUAUCCAAAACCGCGGAUAUGAUGACGAGGCCAAGAAGGUCCUUCAAUUGAUUAUCGAGGAAGUGACAGGGCAGACACAAAAGGCAUAG
This is a messenger RNA of Seminavis robusta, 1677 nucleotides long. Lineage: Eukaryota; Bacillariophyta; Bacillariophyceae; Naviculales; Naviculaceae. The record is from the annotation of a GenBank genome assembly.